Melitaea cinxia (Glanville fritillary) is the source of this 2529-nucleotide messenger RNA. RefSeq names its product protein SERAC1. NCBI's taxonomy places the organism in Eukaryota, Metazoa, Arthropoda, Insecta, Lepidoptera, Nymphalidae. Bases 33 to 2273 code for a protein of 746 amino acids. The transcript has a single exon. The record is from RefSeq and is a predicted model, not a curated record.
UACGUUGAAAAUAUGUGAUCUUUAUCAUUAUAAUGAGUCUUCAAGAUCGUUUAAAACCACUUAUAAGAGUAUUGAAAGUGGGUUCAGUGAUUGGAGGUAGCCUACUUAUUGUAACCUACCAUUUCAGGGAAAUAUACAAAAGUAUUGAUAAAAUCGUUAAUGCUAACGUAUUAAACGUUGAAAAAAAGUGUAUCCCCGAGUACAUAUACAUUGAUGAUCCAUUAUACAAUGCUACUAUAAGUUUGGAACAUGAUAAGGAAAAAUCUAAUAACAUUGGAUUGUCUCGAAUUUGGAAGAGUUUGAAACACUCUUUGGCAUGGCGUCUGUUAUGGCUUAGUCGUCACGGAAAUAAGGAACAAAGAAAUUUAGCCAUAGAAAAAUUAGCUUCAUUUAAAAAUAAUAAAGUAUGGGAUUCAUUUAAAAUUGCUCAGGCACUUGAUAAAUCAACAGCUGUAUUACUUGCACGCACAUAUGGUGCAGAUUUGGAUUAUUUUUUGCCUCCUCCUAUACAUGUUCGAAGAGCGGCAUUAAGUUCUGAACUUUUAUCUCAUAAAUUUAUAGACAUAUUGAGUACUGUGGAUACUUUAAAUCCCCACAGUUGUAUCCGUCAAUUUCUUUCCAAGCACCUUAUUAACAUUCAAGAUCAUUUGGCUGAAGUUGACAGUAUUCCUACAAAACCAGAUAGUAUUAGUGAGAAAGAACUUUGUAUAUUAUGUCUUGAUGCCCUCCACCAUCACAUUUUUAUAUUUCAUCAAAAGCAUUAUGAUAAUGAUGCCUCAAGCUCAACAUUGAUUAAAUUGGGCAUAUUACCACUCUUAGCAGAAUUUAUGUUAAGAUAUAGAUAUGAUGUAGAUGUUGAUCUGGCUGUUUUAAAAAUUCUUACAGUUCUAAGUUUAUACACUAACCUUUUAACAGAUUUCUUUCAAAAUGGUCUCAUUGGUGAGCUAGCUCGUCUGAUUAAAUCACGAGAUAUACGCUUAGCUAGUUCUGCGGCAGUUUGCUUGGCCAAUCUCUCUGGUGAGUUUUGUUACAGACCAGGACUAUAUUUAUUACAUCCCUUGUAUAGAACAAAACAUGUUCAUGUAUGUGAUACUCUUCUCGUACACGGCUUAAGGGGUGGAGUGUUUGUUACUUGGCGCCAGAGAGACAAAAAGUGUGCAGAACCCAUCGGAAUCAUAGAAGUAACAGUGUCUGAUGUUGAGUGUGAGCCUUGUGAUGUAGAUUCAAAUAAUAAAAAUAGAUUUUUAGACCCCGAUCUUCAACAAGUAAUAGAAGAUAUAAAAGAGUUUGAGGAUGAAGCCCUGCUAUCUAGUUUUGAAGUUGUUUUACAAGAUCUUCCUAUUGUAACCAAGAGAGAACCUGUCACUAAUAACAUGUUAACGGCUAACAAAAAAAGAAUGGCAUUGUUGCAAGAAGAACAAGAUAAAUGUAACUAUACGCAUUGUUGGCCUAAAGAUUGGUUGCCAAAAGAUUGUAGUAAUUUGAGAAUAUUAGGUUUCAACUAUUGGAGUAAACUGUCUGAUUGGUUGGAAGGAUGUCCUCUAAAAAAUGCAGAUAUAGAAUCACGAGCUUGUGAACUUUCUUCCACGUUACUUGAUGCAGGAGUUGGAACAAACAAUGUUGUAUGGCUAGCUCAUUCAAUGGGUGGACUUAUAGUUAAACAGUUAUUAAUAGAUGCAGCUCAAAGCAGUGAUCCAGCUUAUAAAAAUUUAUGUCAAAAUACUAAGGCAGUCCUUUUUUAUAGUACACCCCAUACAGGUAGUGCAUUAGCUACUAUGCCUCGUGCAGCAGCUGUAGUUCUUUGGCCUUCAAAGGAUGUCAAACAAUUGAAAGAAAAUUCUCCAACAUUAUUACAAAUGCAUCAAUCGUUCAUAAAAUUUGCAGAUUCUUUUAAUUGGGAAACAAUAAGUUUUGCUGAAAAUCUGCCCACUCUUAUUACUGCGUUUAAAGUUCCGGUUCACUUUGUUGACCCAUACUCGGCAGAUUUGGGUCGUGGUCCAUUUUAUCAAUUACCUUUAGAUCAUUUGUCCAUAUGUAAACCUGCAACAAGACAAUCUGUUUUGUAUACUACAGUAUUAGAUGUCCUGCAACGAGCAACAAAUUGUAAAGUUGAACACAAACUAGCAGAUUCAUAUAUAAAACAAGUGUUUGACUUAAUUUGGCUCAUUUUUAGUAAAGUCAAACAUACAAAAAAUACUUUACAAGAGGAUCAAACUAAACAUUUGUAUGAAAAAGCUUUACUGGAAGCAUUCACAGAUGGUUUUGUAUCAUAAGUAGUAUAUAUUCUGAGUUUUGUUAAUGAAGUGCCUACCAUUUAAUAAGUUAUUGUAAUAUUAUUAAUCUCAUUCUAGUAUUAUUUUGAAGUAUUUCCUGUUACUAAGUAAAAUCUGACAAGAAAUAUCAAUACCAGUGACCUUCAUUUUGAAAAUUAUAAAUUCAAAUAUUUGCGUGCUUACUAUUUGUUACUUGUUUUUGUAUUGUUAAUUAUAUUUUAAAUUCACUAUUGUAAAUAAAGUCAAUAAUUUAUUA